GACAGGACAGGGGCCCUUCAAGAGCCAAUCAGAUUUGAGCUGCAGCCGUUCUUCUUCAUGUCCUCUGAAGGCUGUUAGAAGUAGACCGGAAGUGACCCGCAGGUGUUUAUCUUGAUGUUUGUUUCCUCUUUGAAACGAGUUUCUCAUCUUCAGUAGAAACACGUGGUGAAUAGAAACAUAACUUCACGUUGACGCACCUCUAACGGCUCUUUUCAUAUUCACGAACUUUUUACGCGCUGUUUUAAACUGCGUCUUCACACGAUGAUCGUGUGAAGACGCAGCUCGUCGUGCUGCGGAACGUGACAGUUGUGCGCAUGCGCAGUGCCCCGCCGCUGCUGUGUUGAUAACUCGUCUGUGCUGUUCUUUCGUCGCUAACCGGAGUAAAAUGUGAUUCCACGCGGGUCAGUGGACGAGCCACGUGUCGGCGGGAUUCUUCCUGGAGCUGAGAAUCCGGUCUCAACUGAAACCAUGCUGAAGUGGUUUUCUGCUGAAGAGGGAGAACCUGGGUCUGGAGGCCCGGGUUCUCCCCUCAGAGCUGCUGGCGCUGGAGAGCUUGCUGUGGAGGAGGCUGCAGAGCGGCUGACCCAGACGGAGCUGCUCGUCACUCAGCUGAAGGAGAUGAUCCGAGAAAAGGAUGCAACGCUACGCACCAAAGACGAGCAGCUGAAGGUGGAGAAGGAGGCUUGUGAUGCCAAACUGUCGAAGCUGCGUCUCCAGAACAAGGCCAAGGUGACGUCCCUCACGACACAGCUGGAGGAGCUGAGGAGGCAACAGGGAGGUCAGGUCACGCCAACACACGGCAAGAAGGGAUCAUCAGAAGCAGGAGAGCAAGCCAGUCGGGGCAAGAUUGUCUUACUCAAGAAGAAAGUGGAGGAACUUGAACAGCAACUUGCACAAAGAAACAAUGAACUUGAAAACAAGCGGAAGGAGGUGGAGUCCCAGCGGCAGCGAGGCGAGGAAAUGGACACGAUGCUGACGGAGAAGGAGCGGAAGCUGGUGGAGAAGGAGGCCUACAUCGUGCACCUGCAAACAGCACUGGCAGGAGAUCAGCCCGUCACACCUCCACCACAACAGGUGGUGGAGGACAGUGGAGCAAUGCAGGAGCUCCAGCUGCUGGUGCAGGGUCUGACCAGGAAGGUGGGAGAAUCAGAGGAGCGCUACAGCCUCCUGCAGGAGCAGUCAGAGAGCCUGAAGGAGCUGCUGGUCACAGAGAAGGAGCAGUACGCUCAGAAGGAGAACAUGUACAAACAGAAUAUCCAGACAUUCAAAGACAUCCUCAUUCAGAAAGACAACCAGCUGGUGGAGAUCAACCAGAUGCACGAACAGGAGCUCUUCAAGCUCGCAGCCAAGUCUGAUGCCAGCGCCGACCUGGAGCAGCUUCUGAAGGCCCUCAAACAGAAGCUUCAUGAGAAGGAGGAGGUGCUGCUGGGUAAAACACAGGUCAUUGAUGUUCUCCAGGGAGAAGUGGAUGGAAGAGACCAACAGAUAAAGGAGCUGACUGAAAAGCUCCGCCGGCUCCAGGUUGAACGAGAGAGCUUGGCCUCCAAGAUGGAGGCUGAGAAGCACGUGAUGCGAGCACAGCUUCGCGACCUGAUGGAGAAACAGCAGGCAGAGGUGCAGCGACUGACCGAGCAGCACCGCUCACUGGUGGACCAGGCCCAGCAGGACUUCAUGGAGCAGCUGGAGGAGCUGAGGAGAACCUCUGUGUCAGCGCCACCUGCCAGCCAGGAGGCCUCGGGGUCGGGAAGCAUGACGGCUGAUUCAGCCUCCAUCCAAAGAAUAGCUGAGCUAGAAGCACAAGCAAAGCAGAAGACGGAUGAAGCCAGCAGAUCAGACGCCAAGUUCCUGAAGAUGAAAGCUUGGUCGAAGUCUCGGAUCAGACAGUUGGAGGAGGAGCUGAAGAAAAGCCAAGCUGGAGGUGCCCCCCCGGAUCUGACGGCCCUGCGGAGUCACGUUACGGCUCUGGAGGAGGAGAGGGAGGAAAGCCUCUGGAAGGUGGAGCAGUACGAGGAGCUCAAGACAAAGAAUGAAAUGCUGGAGGCCAAGCUGGUGGUGUACGAGGAGCAGCAGAGGAGUCUACAGGCCGACCUGGAGCAGUUCACUAAGAGGGCCACCUCUCAGGCCAGUGAGUCAGGAAGUGCUGAUGACUCUCAGAGUCAGGUCUUGGAAUGGCAGGAGAUGGUCACGGAGGCGGUCAGUGCCAGGGACCGGGCCAAGGAGGAGAAGGUGGCCAUGGCUCUCCGCAUCAGCCACAUGGAGGAGGAGAGAGAGGGACUGAUUGAGGAUGACUGGUUCUUUCCUGGCUGCUCCGAUCCAGCACUGGCCUCACGGCAGCAGGAGUUGGAGGAGGAGCUGGCUCAAUCCCGGGGGCUCGGCCAACACCGGGCCAAGAAGCUAACGGCCCCGGCCCAGCGGAGCCUGCAGGAGGACUUUGAGUUUGACGGACAGGUCCAGUUCCAGGACCCUCGCGGCGCCUCGGAGAGCACCGCCCCGAUGGAGGGGGAGAACAUGGGAGGUUGGUGGCCCGAGUACAGUUCCCCCGAUACAGAUGGUUUACGGUCUGUGGUGGAGGAGCUGGAGCUGGAGAGGAACCAGCUGCAGGAGCAGAUCCUGAGUCUGGAGGAGCGCUGUCAGGAUCUGGAGGAUCGACAGCAGCUGCAGUCGCGCAUGGAGGCGUUUCAGAACGAGUCCGAGAAACUUCAGAGUCAACUCGCCAGCGUCCGAAGUCAACAGAGCCGAGACGCAGAGAAACACCAGCUGCUGGUCGCCAGUCUCACCGAGCAGCUCAAAGGACUGAGCAACACACAGGAGUGUCUGGAGAGUUCUCUGAUCGAGAAGGAAAACACUUUGGCUAAAACGUCUGAGAAACUCGAGCUGAUCGGCAGCCUCAGAGAAUCUCUGAGCGAGAAAGAGCUUCAGUUCAAAGACGUGUCUGAACGGCUCCUCCAGACCGAGCACACUCUCGACAACAUCUCCACGAAAUGCAGCAGCUCGGAGAAACACUGUUCGGAGUUAAAGACCGAAGUUUGUGACCUCACGCAGAAGUUUACUGUUCUGAAGGAGAAGACACAAAAGCAGGAAGAUACCAUAGAAGCUUUACAGACGGAGCUGGAUCAGACCAACGAGGAGCUGGACAAACUGAACUCCGCCCACCUGGAGGAACGAGCCCAGCUCAUUCACGAUCUUCAGACCUGUGAGCGGGAAAUUGACAGUCUCAGAGAAGUCGUGGCAGAAAAGGACAAAGAGAUAUCAAGCCUCUCUGCCAACAUGGUGGAGUACACGGAGCAGAUCACGGUUCUGAAGCAGGAGAUCAAACUCAAAGAAGAGAACCUGGUUCUGGUAGAAGCGGCGCUGAGGCGAGCGGAGCAGCAGGCCAUGAUCAUCAGAGACUCGCAGGAUUCAGACCAGCAGUCUCUGAACAGCAGGAUCACAGAGGCGCUGGAGAAACUCAAGGACACGGAGACCGAAUUAGUCAAAGCCAAAGAGGAGAGAGAUUCCAAAGAGGCGGAGGUGGAACAACUGUUAAAGCAGCUUGAAGACGACAAGAAAACUAUUCAGGAGCUUCGAGUGGAGAUUCAGAAACAGACUGUGAGCCAUCGUCAUCAUCUCUCUGAAUGUGAGACACACAUCUCCUCGCUGAAGGAGCAGCUGAGGUCGUCCACAGAGAAGCUGCAGGAGUCAGAGGGACUCGUUUCACAGCUCCAGGACAAAAACAUCAACAAUGAGGAGUUACAGCAGCAGCUUCAUGACAAGGAAGAGACGUAUGAAAAAGAGCUGAAGUCCUUCAAGGAAGAACACAACAAGCUCCUGGCACAGGUGGAAAAAUACAAGAAUGAACUCCAGACAUUGUCCAAACAGCUGGAGGAGCAGAUGCAGAGCGAAGCACAGAUCAGAGAAGAGAUGAGAGAGAAAGUGGAAACGAUAGAAACAUUGGAAAAGCAGCUGAAGACAACCGGUAAACAAACUUCAGAGAAACAGAAGUUGAGCAAUGAGCUAAAAAACAAAAAUGAAAACAUCUCCAAACUCAAGAACCUGUUGAAAAGCACGAAGGUGGAGAAGCAGCAGCUGACUGAGGAGCUGGAGCUUCAGAGGCGAAGCGUCAAAGAGCUCAAUGAUACGCUGACCACAGCAAUGGAACUCAACAGCGGCCUGGAGAAUCAAGUCCGUUGCCUCGCACAUGAAAAAUACACACUUGAAGAGGAAGUGAGCGAAAGUGUGGAAAACAUUUCACACGUCACAGCUGAAAAUGAAUCUUUACAAGCUCAAAUAUCCGAGCUGGAGACACAGUGUUCACAGAUUGACAGAGUUGUUGAUGGGCUACAAAGAGAUAAAGAGGAACUGACUCUUCAAGUUAACGAGUUAAACGGAGUCCUUGAGCAAAGCACAAACUCAAACUCAGAGAUGCUGCUGGAGAAAACAAACAAAUGUAGUCUCCUCAGCCAGCAGCUCAGGGAGCGGGAGGAGAAAGUGACCGAGCUGCAGGAGCAUGUGCAAACCUUGAGUUCUGAGGUCGAGCAGCUCCGGUGUGACGUGGCAGAGAAGGAGAAGACCUCUGCUGAGCUUCACGCACAGUUAAAGGCCGAACAAGACCAGCGAUCACAAACUGAGGAGACUCUGGGUCAGCUGCGAGGACGGGAGAGCAGCCUGAGGUCUGAGUUAACGGAGAAGGAAGCUCUGUUGAAAGAGAAGCAGGACGAGUGUCGAGGUCUUCAGGAUGAAAUCACAGCUCAGAAGAACAUGGUGUCCGAGCUGCAGGAGGAGCACUCACAGCUCCGACUGCAAGUUCAGACCAGAGAUGAAAUGUUGGACAAUACGACACAACAAUGUCAGAAUCACAAAGACAAACUGAACGCAAUGAACGAGACUGUCAAGUCUCAGAGUGAUCAGAUCCGUGUCAUGGAAGAGAAUGCCAGGAAGCUCCAGAAUGAGGCCGAGGGGAAGCAGACCGAGCUGACUCGCUUAGAGGAGCUCAUCCAGGCUCUCACAGAGGACAACCACCAACUGGGAGCUGCUGCUGAGUCCAGAGAGAAGGAGCUUGCUCUUCAAACAUCUGAUCUUGACUCGCAGCUUCAAACGACCCUGGAACAUAACUCCAGUCUGAGCAUGAAGAUCAGCAAACUAACAGAAGAUAAUCAGAGACUACAGGACCAGUUGGAUCAGAACAGCAGAUCCGUGUCUGAGCUGACAACCGAGAUGAGUUCACUUAGAGAAAAAAAUGCUGGGCUUGAACUCCACAUCUCAGACAACGAGAAGAGAGUCAGCAGCUUGUUGACGGAGAAGAAGGAGCUGAGCGCUGCUGUGGAUGAAUUAAAGAAUAUCCUCAAGGAGAGUGAGCUCUCCAGUUCAGCAGGUUUGCUUGAGAAAACAAGUGAAUGUGCUAAUCUGUCAAAAACCCUGAGAGAGCGAGAAGAACAACUUCAAAGUUUACAGGAGGAAGUUGACAGCUUAACAAUGCAAGAGAGUCAACUCAAUAAGUCUUUGAGUGAGAAAGAACAGACGUUAUCAGAACAGAGGGUUCAGUCGGAGGCUCAUCAGGAUCAACUGCUGCAGCUUCACGACACCGUGUCUGCCCUUCAGGAACAAGCGUCUGUCCUGAAGUCCGGGUUGAUGGAGAAAGACGCAUCGAUUCAGCAGAAAGUGGAGGAAUGUAGCGUUUAUCAGAAGGAAGUCGUGCUACAGAAAGAUCUUGUAUCACAGCUGCAGGCUGAGGUCGAAUCCACUAAACGGACGAUAGAGCAAAAAGAACAGACGUUAAGCAAAGUGUCGAAGGAGUUUCAGAACCACAAAGAUGAGCUGAACAAGAGGAACGAGUCAGUGAUGUCCCUCAGCUCUCAGCUCGGGGCCAUGAAUGAGAACACUGCAGAGAUGGAAGCUGAACUCAACAACCUGAAGGCGGCGGUGCAGAAACUCCAAACAGAAAACGGUCAGCUGACACAAGAGGCCGGCCAGAGCAGAGCACAGAUCAUCGAUUUUAAAGACAGCUUCCAGGCUCUGAAUGAGCAGAACACAAGAUUAAAAUCUGAACUUCUGAACACGGUCACAGUUCUGUCCAAAGCACAGGAAGAGGUCGCAAAUCUCAAAAAAUCUGUCAGUGGUAUGGAGAACGAACUCAAGACGGCGCUCUCCGAGCAGGAGACGCUUCAUUUGAGCGUGAAGGGAAAAGACGACCGGCUGAAACAAGAGGAGAGUCUGAUCCAGCAGCUCAACGCUAGAAUCGCUGAGCAGGAGCAGCGGCUGAAGCAAACCACAGAAGACAAUGUGAGUUUAUGUGCAAAAGUGUCCGAGCUGGAAGAUUCUGCCAGGAAGCUCAGAGGUCACGUGGACAGCCUCACUGCAGAGACGUCCAUCCUGAAGAACACGCUGGAGAAGAAGGAACAGUCAAGCCUUGAAUAUCAGAGUCAUUCUUCAGCCGCUGUCGGAAAUCUUAACUCAAAUCUACAAGCCCGAGAGGCAGAAGCUGAGAGGUUGAAGGAACAGACCUCACACCUGGAAGAAUCCGUCUCAAAGCUCAGCAGCACCCUCCAAGCACAGCUGGCUGAAUCUGAAAACCUGAAGAAGGCCCUGGUGGAAAGAGAAGCCGCUCUUUUGAACCAAUCAAAGUGUCUUCAGGAGGUCCAGAGACAAGCAGACGAGUCGUUGCUCUUUAAAACACAGUUCAUGGAAAGCACUGAGCUGGUGUCGCAGCUACAGAGUCAGAUUCAGCUCCUGUCCACAGAGUAUGAAAACCUCCGAACGCCUGCAGAGGAAACGCAACGUGCCUUCAAAAACCUACAAGAGAAAUAUGCAGCCAACUUGGAGGAACUGCAGGACGUGAGACAGCAACUGUCCCGUCGAGCUGAUGAGGUGUCCAGCCUUCAGAAGUUACUGGAUGAUUCCAAUAACAGACAUCAGGCAGCGAUGAUCACCAUCGAAACACUGAGACACGAGUUUUCAGAUAUCCAACACAAACUCAAGAAAACCAAAGACCUGAACUCAAGUCUCUCAAAGGAAAAGGAAGAAGCCUUCUCUUCUCACCAAGCAAGUGUGUCUCAGCUGACUGUGGAAAUAGAAAGGCUCAAAUCCCAACACCUCCAGGUCGCUGCUCAAAUGAAUGCACUGACAGAAAACCUGGAGCAGAGGGAACUGGCUCUGCAUGCGAUCAACAGCCAGUACACAGCUCAGGCUAAACAUGCUUCUCAGCUGGUUUCAGAAAUACAAAAACUAGAGGAGCAGAAUAAGAGGCUGAGCGAGGAGAUGAGUUUGUCGACGGAGGAAGUUAGGAAGCUCCUCGCGGUGAAGGAAGAGCUGGAAACCAGCCUUCAAGCCAAGGUUAGUGCCAAAGACGAAGAACUUUCUCAGUUGACAGAAAACAUUCAAAAGAUAGAGCAAAUUCUGCAGGAUUCAGAGAAAGAGUGGCUGUUAGUUCUGGAUAAAGAAAAGCAGGAUAGGAAUCGACUUGCAGAACAAUUGAACAGUGUUGAAAAUGAAAAGAAAUCUAAAGAUGUUAAAGUGAACGCGUUGAAACAAGACUUGGACAGUUUGCAGGAGAAGCUAGCGGAGGCUUCCUCUGCAGUUAGACAAGGGUCAGAUCAACUGAGCGCCAAAGAGUCCGAGGCCUCAGCCUCCAGGAUUCAACUGGAGAAGGUGUUAGCAUCUUUUCAGGAGAAGGAUAGAGAGAACCAUGAUUUGCAGCAGAAUCUAAAUACUGUGGAACGUGAGUUGGAAAAACUUCUCCAAAGAAAAUUACGCUCUGACAAAGAUUCAACCUCCUCUGAGGAAUCAGCUGCUCUGAAUGAAAAACAAGGCUCUUUACAGGACAUGAUAAAACAGUUAGAGGACAGACAUCAGUCCGAGGUAGAGGCUCUCAGAAGUGAGUUGGAUAAAACGUUUGAUGAAGGAGGGAGGAGUGAGGAGGAGAAGAGUCAACAAGUUGCUCUUCUACGAGACGAGGUCGAACGUUUACAGACGCAGCUCAGCGCCGAGUCAGAGAACCUGAGAGAAGCUGCUGUCAAACUCUCGUCUUUACACAGUGAGGUACAAGCUAAAGAUGAGCAGAUUAACAGUCUGGGCUUUCAGAUAAAUCAGCAGAAGGAAUUACUCGCUGGACUAAGUCAGCAGAUGAGAGAUAAAGAUGCAUCCGUCGCCCAAGUCAUGGAAUCUGCCUCCAACGAAAGAGUGAAACUGUGUGAGGAGAAAACCUCCCUAAUGGCACAAGUGGAAAACAUGCAGCGAGCACACGACACCUCCACGAGAAGGUGUGAAGAGUUAGAAGUUCAUCUUCAGCAGUUAGAAGAUACGAUCUCUCGCUCUCAAUGUGAAAUCACCUCCACGAAUUCAGAGAAGCUCGAUCUGCUUCGAGAAAACGACGAUCUGAAAGGGGAACUCGCCAAGUUGUCUAAAGAAAGAGACGGCGUGAAGAAGAAGCUUCAAGCUGCUCUCGUCGUGAGAAAGGAUCUGAUGAGAAAACUUCAGGAGUAUGAAAAGCAGAAAGAAGAGAGUGGGAACUCUGAGAAACAGGAGGUUUCGCUUUUACAGGAUAAACUUCAGGAAACAACACAUCAAGCUCAGGCAACAGCCAAAAUGUAUCAGGAACAAGUUUCUCUUCUUGAACACACAAUUCUACAGAGAGAGGGAGAGACUGAAGAACACAAAACACAGAGCGAAAGACUUCUCCAACAGUUAGAGUCAGAAAAACUAACUCUGCAGAGCACGCUGAAUCAGAAAGAAAUGUGUUUGUUAGAAAAGCUGCAAACACUCAGUGACCAAACCUCCGUCAUCGAGCAGCUGCAGUCCAACGCUGCAGAGACUGAAAGAGCUUCUGAGAGAGACAGAAACGUUCUGAUCCAGAAAGUAGAGCAGCUUCAGGAGGAAAUCAGGACAUGUAAGAAUGAGUUAAAGGAGAAAUCAUCCUCAGCUGCUGCGGAGUUAGAAAAUGAGCUCACACAGGUGAAGUCCGAAAAGGCCGUUCUACAGAAGAAGGCCCAGGCUGCUCUGCUCGCACGCAAAGAGACGCUGAAGAAAGCUCAAGAGAAUGAAAAGAAAUUAACUCAAGAACUGUCUGAGCUGAAAGACGACUACAUGGCUCUGCUGGAGCAGCGCUGUCAGCAGACCAACGAGCUGAACGCCAUCCAGCUCAACUUUGACGAGAAGGUCAGGGAGCUGGAGAACCUCCAUAGAACCGCUUUGUCAUAUCAGGAUGAACUGGGCACUUUGAGGCAGCUGGUCGAGGAGCGGGACCAAACUCUUCAAGAUCUGAAGAUGUCUCUGGCUGAGAAAGAGAGCCAGUGUCAUUCUCUGUCACUCGUUCAGUCAGAGCUGGAAACCGUUAAAUCCCAAGCUGAGAAGAUGUGUCUGGAGAUGGCAACUAAAGAGGAUGUUCUCGUAGUCAUGGAACAAAGAACCGAAGCUUUGAAGUCACAACUUCAUCUCGCCAAGAUCGACUUGGAGAGAGUACAAGAAGAAGUACGAGAGAAAACGGAAGAAAUUGAGGAAUAUAAGCAAACAAUCAGGGUCGUUGAGGAAGUGGCCCAACAGGAGAAGCAGGUGAACAUCUCUCACCAACACAUGAGCGCAAAUGAAGAGAAGUUUAAAAUCCUAGAGGAAGAGAAGGAGGCUGCUUUAGAGCAGAUGAAAAUGGAACUUGAGACAGCUCUUGCUUUAGUUUCACAGAAAUCCCUGGAAGUGUUAACCAUCCAAAAGACACUAACUGAAACUCAGCAGCAGCUCAUUGAGGACAAACUUGUUUUGACUGAGGAGCUUGAAGAAGCACAUCUGCAUUGUACCGAGACAAACAGGGUUCUGGAUUUGCUCAAGCAAGAAAAAGAAAAUUCUUUUCAAUCGGUCCGUGAUCUCAGAGGUGAAGUGACGGCGCUCACCGAGCAGCUGAAGGAGACGGAGACGCUGAACGAGCAGCUCCAGCAAGAGACGUCUGAGAACUUUGAAGUGAGACUGAAGGAGAGAGACGAAGCUUUAUUGGUUUCUCAGGCUCGAGUAGCAGAGAAGGACGAGCUUAUUGCUGCACUUGAACAGCAGCUACAGCAGCGAUUAAACAUGCACGAAACCGCCAUUGAAAGAAUGAGAGUCGAGGCUGAUGAGCUUCAGAAAUCACAAGAAGACGACAACAAAGCAAACAGCAAAAUCACUCUCCUAACCAGGAAGCUACAAGCUGCUUUACUUUCCAGAAAAGAACUCUUGAAGGAAACUGCAACACUCAAGGAAGAAGCAGAAAAGCUUUCAGCCAGACACGAAGCCAAAUCAGAUGAAUGUUUUGUCCUGGAAUCAUCGGUUGUCAAGUUGAAACAACAGAAUACAGAUCUGGAAACCUCGGUGUCGGCCCUGAACAAGGAGAAAGACGAGCUCUACUCCAGAAUCGAUAGAAUCCUUGAUGAUAACCGCAGUCUGUCAGCGGCUUGUGACAGCUUGAAACUCACCAUAGAAAACAUCACUCAGCAGAAACAAGCCUUCUCCUGUCAGCUGGAAUCUCUGAAGGACUCUCAAACUGACGAGUUGUCCAAGUGGAAGUCCAGGCACGCUGAGCUGAAGCAGGAGUACGAAUCUCUUUUGGAGGCUUAUGAAAAUGUUAGCAGUGAAAUGGACAAAAUGAGACAGCUUUUGGAAGGCGCCAAACGAGACAGACAUGAAGCCGUCCGCAAAGCACACAGCCAGCAGACGGAGACGGAGACCAUGCAGAAGCAAGCCCGAGACAUGGAGGAGGAAAAUGAACGAAUUAAAGAGAGGAUGAGAAAAUCUUCCAAAGAGAAACUGCAGAGGAUUAAAGACCUGGAGGAAGAGAAUCAGAAAAUCAAACUAGAGUUGACCGAGCACGAAGGAAAGCAGGAGACAUUGAUGUGUGAGCUGACUGAUAGAAAUACCGAGCUGCAGACUGAGAUGCGUCGACUUGAAGAGACUUCAGAGGAUCUCAGAGAGAAACUUACACAGAUACAGGCUGAGAAAAGCCAACUGGAGGAGAAGCUGGAAGAGGGGAGCAGCUCCUUGGAAAGUAGGCACACAGAAUCAAACACGUACACAAACAACAUGCAGCUGAAACUUGAUGAAGCACUCGGACUGAAUAAUUCUCUGACUGCUCAGAUCGAGGCUCAGAAAACAGAGCUCGGCGCUCAGUUGGAAAUCAACAACUUUUUACAGAAGGAGAAGAAAAGUCUGUCUGAAAGAAUUGAGGAGGUACAGAACGAUCACGAGCUGCAGCUGGGACAGAAGGACGACGUCAUCAAAGAGCUGAAGGACGAUAUCUACCGUCACAGCCAAGAGACGAUAAGUCUGAACGAGAAGGUGAGAAUCCUGGAGGACGACAAGUCUCUGCUGCAGGAGGAGCUGGAAAAUGUUCAAGAGCUUUCAGACAAAGUGAAAAAUGAAAAUGAGUAUUUGGAGACUGUGAUCCUCAAGAACUCUGAAAGGAUUGACGAGCAGACAGAGAACAUCAGCGCUUUGCAAACCCAGAACACACAGCUGGCGUCUCAGCUGGUGGCCAUUAAGGAGAGGAGCGAUCAGGUUCGACAAGAGAAAGAAGAGGAGCAACUCAAGUUGGUCCGAGGGUUUGAGGAGAAACUCAAGACGGAGCAGAGAGGCAACCAGGGCUCCAAGAACGUGAGGAACGAACUACGAGAGCUGCUCAAAGAAAAGCACCAGGAGAUAAAUCAACUGCAGCAAAACUGUAUCCGAUACCAGGAACUGAUUUUAGAUUUGGAGAGCUCUUUGAAGAGCUCGCAGUCGGCCUGUGACCUCCUGGAGAAAGAAGUGAAGAAAGGCUCAGAGAAAGUAUCGGCUCUGGAGGAGAGAAGUAAAGAAGUCGAAGCUGCGCUGAUAACAAACAGAAAUCUCCUCCUGGAGGCAGCAGAGAAGAUUCAGAGUGUCCAGUCUGAGAAAGAACAGCUGCUUCUGGAAAUGUCCCAGCAAAGUAAAAAGUCUGAAGAGAAAAUAAAUUUGCCUCAAGUUAUGGACGAGAGGCAAAUCAACGCGUAUAUGCAGAAUCAGUUUGUGUUGCAGCAACAGAUCGAUGAACUCAAAGAGUUGAAAGAGGAAGAAAGUGUCAAAGUGAAUGAACUGAGACAACAUGUGGACGCUCAGAACCUCCAGAUGAACACUCUGAAGAGAGCGGCCGAGACGAACGAAGCCAAACUCUCAGCUUUAUCUUCCACUGCUCAAGGGGCGUAUGCGACCAAGCGCUGGAGCGAUCUGUUCCAGAAGACUCUGAACGAGAAGGACAACCAGCUGCUGGAACAGGGCUUUGUGAUCAAACGCUUCCUGGAAGAUAUGAGAGUGAAAGACAAAGAGGUGAAUGAGCUACGAGUUACCAAGUCCAGACUGGAGAGGACGCUGAACGAGUACUCGGUCGCUGCUGCUGCACAACAGAGGCAGCUGUUUGUAAUGAGCGCCAGCAACGCUGAGCUGAGCGAGUCCGCGGAGCUCAUGACUGUGCAGCUGAAGGAACUCAGCGCUCAAGUGGAAAGAACAGAACGCGAUAAAAACGGACUGAACCGGCAGCUCGUGGACAAAGAGGACCUGAUUUCCAGAGUGCAGCUCAAUCUCCAGCAGGUGGAGAAGUUAAACACUGAGAUGGACGCUCAGCUGCUCCUCCUACAAACUCAAAAUGACCAACUUCGUGCUAACUUUGAGAAACAGGAGGGAAUCUCUCUGCAGCUGAAAACGCUGCUUCAGGGCAAAGAUGCAGAGAUCUCGUCUCUGUUGUCCUCUCGCGACGGACAGAUGUCAGGGUAUCUGGAGCAGCUCCAGGCUAACUACCGCUCGCAGGUCGCAGUUUACGAGGACAGGUUAACGUCUUCUCGCUACCAAAGGGAAAAGGCUGAUAAAGGGUUAAGAGGACUUGAAACUAAAGUCAAAAGUCUGCAGAUUAAAGCUAACAAGUCUGUCCAGGAAAAGGAGCAGAUGGCAGCAAAGAUGGAAUCAUUCAAGAACUCGAUGGUGUCUUUACAAAGCGAGCGGGAGCGACUCAUGUCAGAAUACAGAAUCCUGGAGGCUAAGAGUGAGUUGGGGUUGAAGGGCAAAGACGGCUCUGCUGACGGGGAAGGUGGUGCAGCCAGAGGCCUCAAACAUGAAAUCAGGAAGUUGCUGCAUCAGAUGGAUGAUCUGAACUCUGAGAAUGCGAUGCUCAGGGCUCAGCUGGUCCGGUACAGGGAGGAUUUGAAUCAAGUGUUGUCUCUGAAGGACAACCAGUUGAAGGUGCUGCUGAAGAAGCAGCAGGAAGUGAUUAAAAACCUGGAGAACCAGAAGGCUGCAGCGGACAAGCAGCACAGAAAGUCUCAGUUGGAUCUGCAGAAGGAGGAAGAGGUGAGCGAUUCGAUGAAAGAGGAGAUUUCUAAACUUACAGCUCAAGUUUCAAGACUGGAGAUGGAAAUAUCCACUCAGAAAAUGGACAGAGCAACGACAGAUGUGGGCAAAGUGAUUUCUGAUUUGCAGGAGGCUGUGGCAGCCAAAGCGUCCGAGUGUAACGACCUCCAGCAAAAACUCUUCUCUCAGAAAACCUUAAAUGAUGACCUCAAUGCAAAUAUGCAGCUGGUCGAAAAUGAGACGGACAAGAAACUGGCUGAAGCUGAAGAUAAAUACAACUCCGAGCUGGACACCUUCGAGCGGGAGGUGGAGCUGAUGAGGAACGAGCACAAGACCGCUGAGCAGCGGGUGGCAGAACUCGCCAGAGACCUUCUCCAAGUGGAGCAGCAGUUAUCAGAGGCCAAAACUCAAAGUAAAGAUCUGACGGCUCAGAACGAGUCUCUGUGCAAAGCCAUGGCUGCUCUGCAGAACGACCGAGAUCAGCUCAUCGAAGACUUCAAGGUCCUGAGGAACCGAUAUGACGAAGAGCUCCGAGAGACUCAGGCAGCGCUGACCAAGAUGGAGCGCAGCCUGCAGGACGCCACCUCGGACCUGGCCAUGUUUGCCAAAGAGCGGGACAUCCUCGUUCAUAAAGUCAACGCUCUGGACAGCAAAGACACCGACGCAGAGCUGAGCAAGCUGCUGGACGAGCUGACGAAGGCCCUGUCGGAGAAGGAGAGAGAGCUGAAGCAGGUCUCCAUGGAAAACAACAGCUACAGCAGGCAGCUGUCGGCCUUCUCCAGGUCAAUGGCCAGCCUCCAGAACGACCGCGACCGGUUGAUGGACGAGUUGGCCGGGACCAGACGAGUGGUUGAGUCCCGAAAGGGUUCGAUUCCAGAGACAACCUCCUCCACAGCGAGUGUGGAGAAGUCUGAAGGAGGUGGCGUCAGUUUCCUCCAGAGUGAGAGAGACGGCCGGGAGACGAACGAGCUUCAACAAACUCACCGGACGACACAGGAAGGAGUCAGCAGCUCUCAGGAGGAAGCAGCCAAUCUGAGGACUGAGCGACAGAGGAAGGACUCACCUCCAGUCAAACAGGAAGCGGUUGCUCUGUCCGGUCGCAGUGUGACGGAGGAGGCGGUGAGUCGGUUGGAGGCCGAGAGGCUUCAGCUCCACAGCAGCCUGCAGCGCUGCGUGUACGAGAUCCAGCAGCGAGACCAGUACGUCCAGCAGCGAGACCAGUACGUCCAGCAGCUCAGCACCAAGCUGCAGCAGGCCGUCGAGGAGAAAGGUGCAGUCGCAGCUCAGCUGAUGUCCAUGUCUCAAACGCUGAGGGACACACAGAACCGUUGCCACUGGCUGGAAGGACAAGGACAAGCUCAGGGGUCAGUGUAUGCUGAGGUUGCACCAGGAGCUCCACAGGAGAGAAGUAACGAAUCCACGUUUCUUGAACCUGAAGAAGCCCGAGAGAGGCUGCUCGAGCUGGAGCAGAUUCUGGUAGAUGAAAGAAGCCGGAGAGAAACAGCUGAGGAGUCUCUGCGUCUCGCCUACGACCGAGCAAAGAGUUUGGACACUCAGAGAGAUUUCAGUAUCGAGAUGGAGACGGAGGACGAGUGGGAGGCGCUGAGUCUCGACCCCACCCAGCCUCUGAUCACCCGACAGGUGAAAGGCGGCGUGGCGGCGUGUCGACGAUGGCUCAGAGGGCGGAGCCUCUACUUCUCCAAGCUGCUGACGAGCCGCGCCCGCUCUCGACACCUCUUCCUCUUCUACCUGCUCACGAUACACGUGCUGGUCCUCAUGUGCCUCACUGGAGCCCUCUAGUGACGCGAUGCUGGAACCAGUUUAAAGCUGAAGUCUGUAUUUAGUUGGUUCACGUUCAGGAGCGUUACUUUGACGUUUAUCUUCAGUUCUUACUUUUCACUGAUUACUGUAGUUGUUUUUUUAUUGAAGGCUGGAAACGUGAGUUAUUGAUGAGAAUCAACAAAGUGUCAGAACUGGUUUGAUUUGUUUAGAUUCAUUUAAAAUGAUUUUCUAGAUAUUUUCUAUUGGGAACUGAAGCCUUAAGACACCACACGCCUCUUCUUUCUUCAUCAUGGCAUUCUUCUUCUUCUUCUCCUUCACCAUCCUCUCCUCCUCCUUCUCUAUCACCUUCUCCUUCUCCUUCUCCAUCCUCGUCUCCUCCUACUCCAUCACCUCCUUCUUCUUCUUCAUCUCCUUCUCCAUCCACGUCUCCUCCUACUCCAUCACCUUCUUCUCCUUCUCCAUUCCCUCCUCUCUCUUCUCUUCCUUCUUCUCCUCCUCCUACGCCAUCCCCUCGUUCUUUCUUCUAACACACAGGUGGAUUCCCUCAUUAUUAAUCUUCUUGUUGUUAUUGUUUUGUGGCCUGUUUCCAGAGAUCUAUCUUCUGUGGAUGAUCAGAAGAUAGCUGAGCUUGAGGGCGAUGAUGUAACUUUAUGAGAAGACGAAGCUGUAAAAACUUCCUGUUCAAACACGAUGUCUUGAAAUCCGUUUCCUGUCCAGCUCCAUGUUCUUGACCUGAGGACGAACAUCACAUCCUGCUUCUCAGACGCGAUGCUGAGUUUAAACUAUGCACUGAAAACACUCAUGUAAUUAUCUCAUACCAGCUCAGCAGCGCCCCCCCUCUGUCACCCUGAUACCUUUAAACUGUUGUGUGUGUUUGUGUGCCUGGGUGUGUGUCCUCACACUUGUUAAAGUUAUUGAGCGACAGAUAAAAUAUCAAAUCCUCCUCCAGUGUCACAUUAUGCUGAUGAAAGUUCACUGUAAAAAACUCGACAUGAGGUUUGUAUUUAAUUGAUCCCUGUAUUUAUGUGGAUGCUGUACAGUCCCUGUAUCUAUGUACAGUCUAUAAAUGCAUUUCUAUCCAUGAUGUAUAUUUGUUAUUGAGCGUUUUGAGCUAACGAGCCAGAAAAAGAUGAAAAAGAAUGUCUGUUGUUUUAAAGACGAGUGAAACAGGAUGAGACGUGUGACAGGUUUCUCUCUGGCUGGUUAAUUGAGGAGUUGAUUGGUUGAUGGUUUGCGUCACUCAGUUAUGAUCUGUACAUAAAGACGAUUGAUGGACGAUACAUGAACUGAAUCUCUUUAUGAAAAAGGUACACUACUGAAAAAGGCUUAUUUUCUCUUGCCUGUAUUUUUCGGAGCGUCUGAUGACAUGAGGCUUCUCUCGGUGCAAUACUGUGUCUCACUCCACCAUCGCAAAGAACUUUAAUAAAGCUUGUUCCACUUUU
This is a messenger RNA of Platichthys flesus (European flounder), 16508 nucleotides long. RefSeq names its product golgin subfamily B member 1-like. Gene Ontology annotation, cellular component: Golgi apparatus. The transcript is spliced from 31 exons. Bases 469 to 15084 code for a protein of 4871 amino acids. The record is from RefSeq and is a predicted model, not a curated record. Lineage: Eukaryota; Metazoa; Chordata; Actinopteri; Pleuronectiformes; Pleuronectidae.